GUAAACUACAUUAAGACAAGUAAUAAAAAAAGAAGUAUAAGCAACAAUAAUAUUAAAACUAUAUACAAUAUUAAAAGCUAUAUUAAAGCCUAUAAACUGACCGCUUUGGAAGAUUCCAAUCCCGGAAUAAAAAAUGAAUUUUUAAAAGAAGUUAAAAAUUUUUAUAAAAUUUGCUAUGAAUAUAUCGAAGAAUGGAUAACGAACUUUAGAGCAUUGAAUUGUUUCAAAUGGACCUUUAUAAUUAGUAAAAUUGAAUGAAAAGAAGUUUCUUCAGCAGUGAAAUUUGUAACGAAGGAAGUAAAAGAUAUUGUUAUUAAUGACAAUUUUCUCUUUGAAGAAACUCAGAGUAAAUUUAUAUUUAAACGAAGAAAAAUUGAAGAAAUGGAACAAUGAGAAAAUAGAACUUGACAAAAGAUGGGUAGAAAUCUUUUGGCAUUUUAGAGUAGAACAUAUCCCACAUAAAAAUUUAAAAGCUUUAAUAGAAAUUUCUUUAUGUUAUCCAGGCGCUAAUGCUGCUGUUGAAAAGGUAUUUUCACUAAGGAAUGAUUAUUGGAGCAGUGAGAAGUUGCAACUUUCUGUAAAAACAUUAUCUGCCGUCUUAACAGUCAAAUUUAAUCAUAGUCAAUAGAAUAUAACUAUGGUCUGGAAGUCCAUUGUUUUAUGUUAUUGUUCGCGUUUAUUUGUGUCACGUGAUCUAAGAGUGUGCAAAACAAAGUUCAAAUAAACAUACCAAGUUCAAACAAACCAACAAAUUUCAUAUAAAUAAAGUUAACACAGUUUUAUUUAAAGCUACAAUCAAGUUAUGCCUGGCAGGAAUUGUGCUUUUCCAACUUGUACAGUUUCUUAUACAAGUAAGCACAGCUUUAUGAGCAGCUUCCGAAUUCCAACAAGAAAGUGUGAGUCUGACUGGAAAAAUGAUAUCGUUAAAGUUUUAAAUAAAUACCGUCAAAUAGAUAAGUCAUUACAGGAGAGGAUUGAUGCUGGUCGUGUUUAUAUAUGUGAACGUCAUUUUAAACCUGAAGAUAUUGAGUUGACAAAAUCUGGUCGCAAAACAUUGAAACUUGGUUCAGUUCCAACAUUGAAUUUACCUGUGAAAUCACAUGAAACAUUCACAGCUGAGCGAAGAAAACUUGAAAAAGUUUGUAUUAAUAAACCGAAAACCAAAAAAGCUGUUUGUUACAAGCACUGGGAAGACUUUGUGUCUCGUGCAACAAAAUUAAAGAAUGUAUAUAACUGGCAGGUUACAAUUGACGAUAACAAGCAAAUUGCUCAGUUUAAAAAUUUUGAGAUACCAUUUUCUCUACCGAAGUGCAAAGUGAUUGUAAAUGAUUCUUUGGAAUUUACAUGUUUGGUGUUUGGUUGGAAACUUCCAGAUGAUCAUAUAAUUUACAAAGUUUUUAAACGAAGUAUGACAAAUGUAUUGAUACAGAACUUACUGCAAAAAAUAUCAUUGCUCAAUGUUUGCGAAGGAAUUGAUCAAGAAAUAAUAAAUUCCAGCGUAUUGAAUCAUGUUAUACCUUUUGAUUACGACCUUGAUACAAUAUCUCCUAUGCAAUAUAAAGAGUUAAAAAGACAUAAAGAUUGUAGGGUUUUACAUGAAGAAAGUGAAUGUGAUAUUUGUAAAAAAGUUAAAAUAUUAAUAAAAAAACAAUUUAAAUCUAAAAUAAAGAUUGAUAACACUGCAGCAAAGUUAAAAGCUCCUCUUACAAAAACAUCAAAGAAAAGAAUUGUUCUUGCAUUACAACAAGAACGAGUUAAAACCAAAAAAUUAAAAGAAAAAAUUUAUCGAAUGAGAAAAGAAAUUGAUGCAAAGGGUGUGGAACUCAACAAAGAUUUUAUUAAUGAUAUAAAUCACAUUAUGGAUUCCAACAACCAGAAUAUGACUCCAUUUAUGAAAUUAUUCUGGGAAGAGCAAAAAAAAGCUUCUACUAAUCAGAAGAGUUUAAAAUAUCAUCCUAUGAUUAUCAGAUUCUGCUUAUCCCUUUUCAUGAAAUCAGCAUCAGCAUAUGAUGAACUUAGGAAUUCCAUGAUACUCACUCUGCCAAGUCGGAAGACUCUUAGUGAUUAUAAAAAUGCAAUACGUCCAUCAGUCGGGUUCAAUCCUAAUGUAAUUGAAGAACUCAAACUGAUCACUAACAACUUAAAUGAUGUUCAAAGAUUUAUAGUACUCUCUUUUGAUGAAAUCAAAAUUAGUGAAAAUUUAGUGUAUGACAAGCACUCAAAUGAGCUUAUUGGCUUUGUUGAUCUUGGAGAUCCGCAUCUAAAUUAUAGCACUUUCAAAGACAUUGAUGACCUUGCUUCUCACUGCUUAGUUUACUAUAUUAGAGGUGUUGCUUCCGAUUUAAAGUUUGCUUUGGCAUAUUUUGCUAGUAAAGGUGUUACUGCAAGUCAAAUUAUGUCUACUUUUUGGAAAGCAGUGUCUGUGUUGGAAUUAGAGUGUGCUCUUAAAGUAAUUGCUGCUGUGUCUGAUGGUGCUUCUCCAAAUCGACUGUUCUACAAAAUGCACAAAGGGAUGGAUAACAUUGAAUCAUUUGUUGUGUACCGUUCAAAAAAUAUAUUUGCAGACCGCUACAUAUAUAUUUUUUUCUGAUGCACCACAUCUUAUAAAAACAUUUAGAAAUUCAUUGCAUCAUUCUGGAGAUAGUGAAAAUCAUACACGUAAUUUAUGGAAUGAACAAAAAGUUAUAUGGAGUUAUUUCGUGAAAUUAGUGAAUGAUGAUAUUUUCAGAGAUUUAAAGUUGCUGCCUAAAUUGACCUUAGAGCAUGUUCAAUUAAAUUCUUUUUCUGUUAUGAAUGUUCGAUUAGCAGCUCAAAUUCUUAGCAAAAGCGUUUCAAAUGUCUUACGCUUAAAGUAUCCCACAGAAACCCAUGUAACAGCACAGAUAUGUGAAUUAAUGGAUAAAUUUUUUGAUUGUACGAUUACUCGAAAUCAAAAGGAAGGCAUUCUGAAAAGAAAAGAAUUUUUGUUGCCCUACCGCAAUGUUAACGAUGCUCGCUUUGAUUGGCUCAAGAACACUUUUCUAAAAUACUUUGAAACUUGGCAAGAAAAUAUUAAAAAUAGAACUGGGAAUUUCCAUCGGGGUGAACGUGAAAAAAUGUUUAUUUCAUUACAAACAUACGAAGGUCUCCAUAUAACUGUGAAUUCUUUAAUUGAAGUUACCAAGUUUUUAUUAACUAGCGGAAUACCUUUCGUAUUGACUGAACGUUUUACCCAAGAUGUCCUGGAGGAAUACUUUGGGAGGCAUCGCAGCCUUGGUCGCCGAAAUGAUAACCCUACCCUCAUUCAGUUGGGAUACCAAUCAAAUGCUAUCAGAAUGCAACGAUCUGUAGCACCUGUUACUGGAAAUACCAUAGGAGC
Messenger RNA from Hydra vulgaris (swiftwater hydra), 3358 nucleotides. RefSeq lists its product as uncharacterized. The record is from RefSeq and is a predicted model, not a curated record. NCBI's taxonomy places the organism in Eukaryota, Metazoa, Cnidaria, Hydrozoa, Anthoathecata, Hydridae.